UUCCGGCAGGGGAGUCCAGGGCGGAAGCGACUCGAUGAAUCGUGGGUAAACUCAAGGCCUGCGUUUGAACUCGGGGUUCUUCGUUAGACUCCUCUCUACAUCGUCACAACACCCAGUCUACAUCGUCACAACACCCAGUCUACAUCGUCACAACACUCAGUCUACAUCGUCACAACACCCAGUCUACAUCGUGACAACACCCAGUCUACAUCGUCACAACACUCAGUCUACAUCGUCACAACACCCAGUCUACAUCGUCACAACACCCAGUCUACAUCGUCACAACACCCAGUCUACAUCGUCACAACACCCAGUCUAUAUCGUCACAACACCCAGUCUACAUCGUCACAACACCCAGGCUACAUCGUCACAACACCCAGUCUACAUCGUCACAACACCCAGUCUACAUCGUCACAACACUCAGUCUACAUCGUCACAACACCCAGUCUACAUCGUCACAACACCCAGCCUACAUCGUCACCACGCUCAGUCUACAUCGUCACAACGCUCAGUUUACAUCGUCACAACGCUCAGUUUACAUCGUCACAACGCCCAGUCUACAUCGUCACAACGCCCAGUCUACAUCGUCACAACACCCAGUCUACAUCGUCACAACACCCAGUCUACAUCGUCACAACACUCAGUCUACAUCGUCACAACACCCAGUCUACAUCGUCACAACACCCAGUCUACAUCGUCACAACACCCAGUCUACAUCGUCACAACACUCAGUCUACAUCGUCACAACACCCAGUCUACAUCGUCACAACACUCAGUCUACAUUGUCACAACACCCAGUCUACAUCGUCACAACACCCAGUCUACAUCGUCACAACACUCAGUCUACAUCGUCACAACACCCAGUCUACAUCGUCACAACACCCAGUCUACAUCGUCACAACACCCAGUCUACAUCGUCACAACACUCAGUCUACAUCGUCACAACACCCAGUCUACAUCGUCACAACACUCAGUCUACAUUGUCACAACACCCAAUCUACAUCGUCACAACACCCAGUCUACAUCGUCACAACACCCAGUCUACAUCGUGACAACUCCCAGUCUACAUCGUCACAACACCCAGUCUACAUCGUCACAACGCUCAGUUUACAUCGUCACAACGCUGUCUACAUUGUCACAACAUCACUGUUUAAUCAGACAAUCAUCAGCAACUUUCGAUUGUCACUACAUCAAUCACUUUAAUCAGCAUUCAAUGUCAUUCACUACUUCACCGAUAUUGACAUCUACAACAUCAACAUUACAGCUUCUUUAGAUUAUCAUUACCUAAUUAAUAGCAUUGCUACAUCACCCACAUUGACAGCAUCAUCAAUACUAUUUACAUAAUACAUACCACUGUGCCUGCAUCUCUAACAUCAUCACCAUUAUAAAUGCAAUAAUCGGCACCAUCACUUCAGCAAUACAAUUACCUUAACAUCGCCAAUCUGUCACUUCAACAUCGACGUGAAACAAGAAGAAGAUCAUUAAUAACGUAACUUACUCCAACAGCAAUUAGCUCAAGCUAUUCUUGAGUUACUCCUGAGCUGUCUGCAGAUCACAUGGCUGAUUCAGGAGAGCUAGGCGGAGAUGCGAGGUCUGACGGGACCAGCUGCUCCUCUGGGAUCAGCAGCCAGGAGAAGGAUCUGGCCAAGAAGGCGCUCGACGCCUUCGAGGUUGGGCAGUACGACAGCUGCCUGGCCCAGCUCUCCUCGCUCGGCGAACUGCGGCGCGAUGAUCACAAAGUGCAGCUUAACCGCUCCGUGGCCGAGUUCUACCGCAGUGGCCAGACAGCCACCGACGACCUCCGCCACAGCCUUGCGCAGGUUCGCAUGCAGGUUCACUCGACAGCGGAAGAGAUGGAUGGGCUGGAGGACGUAGAGAAUGGCACGCUGCUCUAUAACCAGGCCGUGCUGCUCUGCCAUUUCAAGCAGUACCACCAGGCCAUUGCUGUCGUGGAGCGCCUCUAUCAGUUCAUUGAGCCAUUCGAGGAGCGAUUUGCGCGCGCAGUGAGCUUCCUGCUCAUGGACCUUUACCUCGUGACACACCAGGCAGAGAAGGCCCUGCCUCUGCUCGCCGUACUUGAGAAGCUCAGCUCGCAGGGCAGUGGCGCCAAUGCCAACGGAAAGGCCGGGGAGGUCGCCAAGGAUGCUGGGAGCCAGAAACCCGACACCUCGUCCAAUGAACAAACUCGGUCAAAAAUACAUCAGUACAAAGUGAGGGCCUAUCUCCAAAUGAGGUCCCUGAAAGCCUGCAAGAGGGAGAUAAAGUCUGUGAUGAACACGUCUGGCAACUCGAUCCCUUCGCUCUUCCUGAAGAGCAACUUUGAGUACCUGAGGGGGAACUACCGCAAAGCUGUGAAACUUCUGAAUAGCGCCAACAUCACAGAGCACCCGGGUUUCAUCAAGACGGGAGAAUGCGUUCGCUGCAUGUUUUGGAAUAACCUGGGCUGCAUCCACCACGCCAUGGGCAAGCACCACAUGGCCAUGUUCUACUUCAAGCGAGCGCUGCAGGAGAAUGACAACACCUGCGCCCAGCUACUCAAGCAAGUGGGCCCCUCAGGCAAGCGCCUCUCUGGGCCGCCCCUCUGCACCCUGAUGGCCGACCGACGCUACGAGCUGCUCUACAACUGCGGCAUCCUCCUGCUGCAGACAGGGCGGCCACUGGCGGCCUUCGACUGCCUGGUGGAGGCGGUGACGGCACACCACAGUAACCCACGCCUCUGGUUGCGUCUCGCCGAGUGCUGCAUUGCUGUUGGCAAGCGGAAUUCAGAGCACGAAGCCAAGAGUCUGCAGAACAAAAAAGGCAUCGUGCAUUCCAUGAUGGGGCAGGGCUGCCAUCGAAAGAUCAUCCUCGUGUCUCAUUCCACACAGAACUCUGUGUGCAGCCCCGAUGGGCAGUCGGCGGCGAUCCCCGUGGCCAGCGUGGAGUUUGCUGGAAUCUGUCUCCGGAAUGCGCUGCUGCUGCUGCUGCCCGACGAGCAGCGCGAGGGGAGGGGCACGCUGGCGGGGGAUAUCGGGGGGGUGGGAGCCCCUGAAGGAGGAGGCAGCGACAGCAGUGAAGGGGCAAGCAAGAGCCACGAGGUGGAGCUCUCGCGCUCUGCACCCCCGUCGUCUCCGCUCAAGAGGCAAGAAAUCGAGAAUUUAAGGUGCUCGGUGCUGGCUUGCAGCGCGUACGUGGCCCUGGCGCUGGGAGACAAUCUCAUCGCCCUCAAGCACGCGCAGAAGUUGCUGCAGCAGCCCAAGCUCUCGGGCUCACUCAAGUUCCUUGGCCACCUGUAUGCAGCCGAAGCCCUCAUUUCGCUGGACCGCAUCUCAGACGCCAUCGCACACCUCAACCCUGAGAACGUGACGGACGUGUCUCUGGGCAUCCCCACCACGGAACUCGAGCAAGGUGGCGACAAGGGAGAGAAUGAACCCAUGGAAAACAAUGGAAAGCUGGCCCCCUUGUGCUACCCCAGCUCUGUGAGUGCCGCCCGCGCCACCAUGCUCUUCAACCUGGGCAGUGCGUACUGCCUGCGCAGCGAGUAUGACAAGGCGCGCCGCUGCCUGCAGCAGGCGACGUUGCUCAUUCCGCCCAGGGAGGUGCCACCUGAAGCCAUCCUCCUCGCCGUCUACCUGGAGCUGCAGAAUGGUAACCCACAGAUGGCCCUACAGAUCAUCAAGAGGAACCAGCUGGUGCCCCCUGCAAAGGUGGAGGCCCGCAAAAAACCACAGCCGGUUCAAGGGCCUCUGGGGGCACCAGGAACUCCAGCAUCCACAUUUCCUCCAACCCAGCGCAAAUGAGACUGCCACCACGCUGCACACCAUCACUGUGGCACCCUGCAGAGCGUGGAUGUGUGCCGCGUGAAGCGCAAAGGAGGCACGGGGGGGGGCUGGAGUUUUGCGGACGAGAGCCAAGUUAGCGUGGCGCUGGGAGUCCAGCGAUGCUGCGUGGGAAUUUGUGGGUUGGGAGGCGAUGCCUCCGAUGCACCGGGCUUUGUGGCGCGCGCGCUCUGCUCGUGGCACGGUCGCCAGAGGCCAACAGCAGUGGUUAAUCUCUCUGCAUGGGAUUGAAGGGCAACGUUCACAUGAAACUUUUAUUUAUUUAUUAAAUGAGGUCUCAUGCACUCACUGCCUUCUCAAGCCACUUGGUGUCAGAAAAACCCGGGCAGUUAGGGUCAUCAUUUCAGCCGACUGGACGACUCAAAUUACCUCCUGUCAAUGGAAGUAAUGAACUUCAGCGCAUUCAGCACGAUGGCCACAUGACGAGUGAUCCUCAAAAAACCCAGGUGGAGCAGAAUGGUUGCCGAGUGCGUGUCAAUAAAAUCGCUCUUUGCGGCACCGACAACAGA
This is a messenger RNA of Petromyzon marinus (sea lamprey), 4327 nucleotides long. It is a transcript of the gene CNOT10, whose product is annotated as CCR4-NOT transcription complex subunit 10. The record is from RefSeq and is a predicted model, not a curated record. Gene Ontology annotation, cellular component: CCR4-NOT complex. NCBI's taxonomy places the organism in Eukaryota, Metazoa, Chordata, Hyperoartia, Petromyzontiformes, Petromyzontidae. Gene Ontology annotation, biological process: negative regulation of translation; mRNA catabolic process. Gene Ontology annotation, molecular function: protein binding.